AAAAAUUACAACUUCCUUUUUUUUUUUCUGAAAAAACUCUCACACCUAAACAAUGGGGAAGGAAAGAAACAGUGCUUCAAGGUUCAUCAAAUGCGUUACGGUUGGAGAUGGAGCUGUUGGGAAGACCUGCAUGCUCAUAUGUUAUACCAGUAAUAAAUUCCCCACUGAUUAUAUACCCACUGUGUUUGACAACUUCAGUGCAAAUGUUGUGGUUGAAGGCACCACUGUCAAUUUAGGCCUAUGGGAUACAGCAGGUCAAGAAGAUUACAAUAGAUUAAGGCCAUUAAGCUACAGAGGAGCUGAUGUUUUCAUCCUUGCUUUUUCGUUAGUUAGCCGAGCGAGUUACGAAAAUGUACUUAAGAAGUGGAUUCCGGAGCUUCAACAUUAUGCACCUGGAGUCCCGGUGGUGUUGGUUGGCACCAAAUUGGAUCUUCGAGAGGACAAAUUCUAUUUAGCUGAUCAUCCUGGAUUGGUGCCCGUAACCACUUCGCAGGGUGAGGAACUCCGUAAACAGAUAGGUGCGACAUAUUACGUCGAGUGCAGCUCAAAAACCCAGCAGAAUGUGAAAUCAGUUUUUGAUGCAGCAAUUAAGGUGGUUAUCAAGCCACCACAGAAACAAAAAGAAAAGAAACGACUACACCGUGGGUGUCUCUUAAAUGUGUUCUGUGGGAGAAACCUUACAAGGCAAAGUUGAGAGCAGCUUUAUAAUAAAACAACAGAGGGUUGUUUGGGGGAAAAAUGAAGCGAAACUAGGAGAAAAUUUGCUUGUAAUAUUACCAACUGUUUUUCGUUUUCUUUUUUGCAACGUCUGAUUUGUAUUCAGUUUUAUAGUUGUUUUUGGUGCUUCUGUUUGUAUACAAUUAAUUUGGGGGGAAGGAAAUGGCGUAAACUCAUGGUUUCUCUUUC
This is a messenger RNA of Cucumis melo (muskmelon), 906 nucleotides long. RefSeq names its product rac-like GTP-binding protein ARAC8. The record is from RefSeq and is a predicted model, not a curated record. The coding region runs from base 53 to 694 and encodes 213 amino acids. The transcript is spliced from 9 exons. Lineage: Eukaryota; Viridiplantae; Streptophyta; Magnoliopsida; Cucurbitales; Cucurbitaceae. Gene Ontology annotation, molecular function: GTPase activity; protein kinase binding; GTP binding. Gene Ontology annotation, biological process: regulation of cell shape; establishment or maintenance of cell polarity; regulation of actin cytoskeleton organization. Gene Ontology annotation, cellular component: cytoskeleton; cell projection; cytoplasmic vesicle.